CCUAAAACUCCUUGUGGACUUUUGGCACAGACAGCCGAAUAAGUGAAUCAAACAACUUUGCCGAUUCGAUGCAACAAUAUUGAUCGAGGGGACACCUCGCAGUCUUAAUGAAAUUAAAAUUUACUCUCUAAAUUCAAAGGACCAUCAACGAGCCGUGCAAAGCUACAGAACCACUUCGUGUUCACCAAACCUUUCGCAGGUUUCGACACCAUAGAACGACUUCAGAAAGGUACACGACAUCUCAAUCUCAAAAGGAAGUCGUUACAGUACCGGUGACGCACGAGUCGGGCGAGUUUGGGUGGAAGAGUGCGGGAGAAGCGCCGCCUCUACAGCCAUUCAAACAUCAAUAAUAAUUUUCCCAGCAACGAGAAAACAAAACAAAACAAAACAAAACGAAUCAAACUCAGCAAAGCAUUGAUUACCUACCAUGUCAACCCGCCGAGCGAGGAAGCGAGACAAAAGUGCAACCGCCAAGGAUAGUUCGGCUCACUCGCGGUUCUCCCAGGGGUCGGCAUCUCAUUCGAAGCGAAGCAACGCAAAGGGCAAGAUUCGAGGGCGAGACUCUCCACUAAGGGGAGGCGGUGCAGACCAUAACAAGAACAUGACCAUGCCCCCGCCCGUCCGAAGAUUCCAUCGCGAUUCCAUUAGCAAAAAGACCCCCUGGGCGACACCAACGUCGUCCCCCAUCACAGCUACUUCCACAGUGUCCCCGGAGACUCCMCGARAUCGAACAGACGAACACGAGAACCAMAACAUUCCUGGUCUGUCCCGGACCUCUGUCCCAUCCACCUUCACCACCGCCAGCGGUCAAUUCAAUCCCAAUGCAUCCCUCUUGAACUUUGAUGCCAAAUCCCACAUCGGGGUCCAGGGAACUUCUUUCUACGACAGCAACAAUAGUCUCAUUGCUGGUGCCGAAUACAGCGAUUCUAGUCCAACGAGCAGCAGCAGCAGCAUCUCUGUUAGCCAGAGUCCUAGCAAGUUGCUUUCGACAUCAACAGAGAGAGGCAAAGAAAGCCCGCAGCGGUCCGUGGACAAUUCCGUGGACAUCCCCGACAUGAAGGAAUACGUCAUCGAGGAUCCUGUGGAACGGACCAAAUUUUACAAACACCUCAAGAAGAGAGGUAUCAAGAAAACCCUGACGUUCGACGAACAAUGGGAGACCAGYUCUUCGGGAACCGUCGUCAGCUCUUUGUCCAUCUCCGCAGCGAGUUACAUCCUGGACCUGGCGCAACAAAAAGAAUCACGAGCCAAGGAACGCGAGGAAGAAGCCCUCGAGGAAGCCCUGGACUUGUACGGAACAUGGCUAGCGGAAGGAAAGACCGACGACAAGAAUAUUUUCCUGAUGAUCCUUCACGAGGUCAAGAAGGAAUUCAAGCUCAAGUAUGCAAAAGCCGACAAAUUUCAGGACACCCUGCUGGAUGCAGCACUGGAAGAAGAAAUUCGGCGACGUGAAAAGAUCAAGAAGGAAGAGGACGAGGAAGAGGCAAAGAUAUUAGCAUCGCAUGAUAAGGAUGACGAUGGUGACGCUGAAUCUGCCAGAGCGAGCCUCCMUCCCAGCAGUGAUCACAACAAAUCGACACAUCGCAGGAGUUCGUCGAGGCUCGACGAAAUCAUCGAAAUGAACACGACGCAAAAGUCUCUUCGUGCAAGKUGGGAUGACAACGAGGAAUUCGAUGAUGACGUCGACGAUGUCGAYGWUAGCACCGUUGCCGACGAUGAAAAUAACAAGUGUAAGAACGACGAAUGGAAAGAACCUUCCGUUACAGGCGUGAAAGUGGGUUAUCACAAAGCAUCCAACAAGACUCUGAAACGGAAAAAAAGUAUACGGGGUAUCUUGRGCCGUAUGGGAAGUAAACGUAGCCAAAAUGAUGCUUUCUCYGUCUCAAAAGGACGCGAUAGGAGCRCGGCGAAGAAAACAGAAGUCAACAUCGAUCAAAAUCCAGAAUCAAACAAGGAUGUAGACAACGAGACAGUUGAUCCCAUCCUAUCGCCUUCGAGCCCAGAAGAUUCGAAAAACAUUUUCAGUCGCCUGCGGCUAAAGAAAUCGCAGAAAGAUGCCGAGCAACGGAUGGAAGAAGAACGAUGGUGGAARAAAAUUAACUCCGUAGAAACGAAAGAAGAGCUAUGGUGGAAAAAGAUCAACGAGGCGCAAAAAGAAAAACAACUCUUCGAAGUUGGCUUCAAAAAAGAUGUCGAGAGAGAAAACCUUGAUAGGACGAGUAGAACCGUCGAGAGUGCACCAGUCGAACUAAGGCAAGCCGUUACACCUACUCGGUCCAUCUCCACUGCAGCCCGCGAGAAUACCGAUGCCAACAUCGGUCAAGCUAAGUACGAUAGAAGGAAAAGUUGGGCAGCUACUACCAGUGACAAGAUUGAGGUGGGGAGGAGAGGACAAGAUCUGAAAACACCAACCGAUACUGGUGGAACCGAAAUUCUUAAAACCUCGAGCUCAAAAGACAGCGAAAACACGCAAGAAAAGGAAGUUAAAAGUAUSAAGAAGAAAAAGAAAAAGUCCAAAGAGAAUAUUGGUUCAGACAAAGUGCAGGAACAAGGCGACACUUCUCCUCAAAGAAAAGAGAAGAAGAAAAAGAAAAAGGCAAAGAUGGAGGACGUCGAAAGCGACGCGAUUCCACCAAGGCCUCAAUCUUUCAAGGUGGCCAAGAAGCGAGAGAAGCUUUCUAGAGAUGGCGGUAGCAGCGUCAGGGUUCUCGGCGUCACCGAAGAGCAUACGAAGCCCGCCAAGCCCCUUAAGAAGAAAAAGAGCAAAAGGAUUACCGAAGAGGCCGUCAAGACAAAGCUUGGCAAGGUUGACRAUGCAUCGACCAAAAAGAAGAAGAGCAAGGGCAAGAGCACAAACGAUGGCGAAAUCAGCCCGUUUGCAAAGAAUGGCAAGAAGGGGAAGAAAAUGUCCGACCAAAGUUUACAAACCGACGACGCCAUUCACGGUGACGUAGAGUCGAUGCAUGGUUCAGAUCAAUGCAUCUUCGACGAGAAUGACGAUGUUUCGUCAGAUAAUAUUUCGUCAGAUAAUAUUUCCUCAGAUGGCGACGUGAAUGUCUUAAGUGACAUUGAUGACACUAAAAUCAACGAGAGACCUACUGUUAUUGAAUCGUUUCAAUAACGCUACARCAAAACAAGAUCAAUAACGUAAUACUAUCGUCACAUUGUGAAAGCAUAAUUAUUGAAUAGAAGUACUAAUUAAAAUAAAUAAAUCAUU
Messenger RNA from Pseudo-nitzschia multistriata, 3217 nucleotides. The record is from the annotation of a GenBank genome assembly. NCBI's taxonomy places the organism in Eukaryota, Bacillariophyta, Bacillariophyceae, Bacillariales, Bacillariaceae.